This is a messenger RNA of Lichtheimia ornata, 207 nucleotides long. RefSeq lists its product as uncharacterized. The transcript has a single exon. The record is from RefSeq and is a predicted model, not a curated record. NCBI's taxonomy places the organism in Eukaryota, Fungi, Mucoromycota, Mucoromycetes, Mucorales, Lichtheimiaceae. The annotation marks the transcript as partial.
AUGUGUGCAAGCUUCACGAUCAAGCUUGCCAAUCCCAGAUUUCGCAAUGUCGCUACCAGCCAAACUGGAUCCAGGGGUCGACCUCUUCGAAGACGACGACCAAAAAAUAUUUUUUGGGCUAGUUGCGACAUUGAACGUGAAACUUUCACACAAGGUGCAGUUGGCCAAGCCGAGCCCAUUGCUCUAUUCAAAACCCCACGUUUCAUU